This is a messenger RNA of Pygoscelis adeliae (Adelie penguin), 5797 nucleotides long. It is a transcript of the gene PLXNB2, whose product is annotated as plexin B2. Gene Ontology annotation, cellular component: semaphorin receptor complex. Bases 70 to 5607 code for a protein of 1845 amino acids. Gene Ontology annotation, biological process: positive regulation of axonogenesis; regulation of cell migration; negative regulation of cell adhesion. The record is from RefSeq and is a predicted model, not a curated record. Gene Ontology annotation, molecular function: protein binding; semaphorin receptor activity. The transcript is spliced from 36 exons. Lineage: Eukaryota; Metazoa; Chordata; Aves; Sphenisciformes; Spheniscidae.
AGUAAGAAGAUUAAACACUGUCCUGGAAAAUAACUUGAUUGUAGUGAAGAAGACUUAGUGGAAAAGUGAAUGUAUUACAUAGAAAUGGCUUUAUGGAUCUGGACACUGAGCAUUUUGAGCUGUUUUUGCAUCACCUUAUGCAGAAAUGAAGAACUGAAAUUUUUUCAGAGUGCUACAGAGCUAAAUCAUCUAACGGUGGAUAAUGACACUGGGAUAAUCUAUCUGGGAGUGGUAAAUGCUCUGUAUCAGCUUACAGAAAACCUGGAUGUAAUAAGGUCUGUAGAAACAGGUCCAAGAAAGGACAACAAAAAGUGCACACCUCCCAUUGAUGAAAAUCAAUGUAAAGAGGCAGUACUGACUGACAAUUAUAACAAAUUACUGUUGCUGAACAAGGCGGAUAAAACAAUUGUGGUGUGUGGAAGCCUUUUUAAGGGAAUCUGUGCCAUCAGAGAUCUAGAAGAUAUUAGCAAAGAGAAGUAUUACGUAGACAGUAGUGGAGAAAAGUCCUUUGUAGCAAGCAACGAUGAGAAUGUAUCAACUGUGGGAUUGAUCACUUCCUUGAAUAACGACCGAGUGCUCUUUGUUGGGAAAGGGAAUGGACCAAAUGAUAAUGGGAUAAUAAUCAGUACUCGGCAGCUCUACGAAAGGGAUGGAAAAGACAUUUUUGAAAUGUAUACAGACUCGGCAGCUGUUAAGUCAGCUUAUCACUCGUCAAGCACGCAACAAUUUGUGGCGGUCUUUGAGGAUAAAAAUUAUGUUUAUUUUAUUUUUAAUCAACAAGAGAAACAGCCCGUCAAUAACCGCACACUGAUUGCACGUCUGUGCAAAGACGAUGCCCAUUAUUAUUCCUACUUUGAAAUGGACUUAGGUUGCAAAGAUGAUGAUGGUGCCUAUGACCACUGUCAUUCUGCUUACGUCACUACCCCAGGAGAAGAGCUGGCUGAGAGCAUGGCUCAGCAGAGACAAACUACGGAUGCUCUCUCAGAUGACAAAGUUCUUCUUGCACUCUUCAGCAAAGUAAACAAAGAUAACGGCUCUCUAAAAUCUGCCAUGUGUGUGUUUUCCUUGCGGCACAUCAAUGAAAAGAUGGAAAAAAACCGGAACGAUUGCUACACUAAAAAGAAUACCAGCUCAUUUUACAAACUUUUUGCAGCAGAAAACCCGUGUGCAUCACAUGGACUGAAUGCAAGCAAAAAUUUCCCCUGUGGCUCCGAACACUUGCCGUACCUUUUGGGAAGUAAGAAUGGUGUUAUAGAGAAGCCAGUACUACAAAAAGAAGGGAUGAAUCUCACGGCUGUCACUGUGGCUGUGGAGAACGGGCAUACCGUAGCCUUUCUGGGAACGUCGGAUGGUAAAAUUCUUAAGGUGUUCCUGUCAUCCACUACAACUGAGUACAGCUCUCUUACUAUUGAACUAAACAAACCCAUAAAGAAUGACCUGGUCCUUGAUCAAACCCAAGAAAAUCUGUACGUGAUGACCACAGACAAGGUACAUCGUCUACCUGUGCAGGACUGCCACAAAUAUUCGGACUGUGAGAAGUGUACUCAAGCAAGGGAUCCGUACUGUGGCUGGUGUGUGAGAGAGGGCAGGUGCACAAAGAAGGCAGACUGUGGAACAGCUGAUGAGGAGAACCACUGGCUGUGGAGUCCAAGUGGCACGUGCAUGACUAUCAUUAGUGCAGACCCUCUAAAUAUGAGUCGCAGAGCCCCUACAAAGGUGGAACUGACUGUAAGCCCAUUGCCAGCUUUGACUGAGAGUGACGAGGUUUGGUGUACAUUUGGUGAAACAACCCACUACGCUCAAUUAAAAAAAGGGGUUAUUAUCUGUGAUCCACCUGAUAUAAUUCCUCCAACACCAAAAGGUCAAGAUCAUGUUUCAGUUCCACUUCAGUUAACCUUUGGAAAGAACAAGAUAUUUUUUGCAUCACAUACUUACCCUUUUUAUGACUGUGAAGAAACAAUGAAUCUUUUUGAAAAUCAGCCAUGCUAUUCCUGUGCAAGCAAUAGAUGGAAUUGCCAGUGGGACUGGAAGAGACAUAUCUGCGAAGAGUCCUCUUCAAUACAGGAUGUCAUUAAACAAAAUAUGGAAGAAGAAUGCCCGCAGUUUCUAAACCCUAACCCUCCUAUAAUACCUAUGGAGUACCGAACAACGGUGUAUUUUGAGGGAAGACAUCUAGCUUAUUAUCGGGAUAAAAAAUUUGUGGUUGGAAACAGCCAAUUUGAAUUCGAAGCUCCCGUUGAUGAAUCAGAUGAAGGAAAAUUUUCAUUCAUGAGUAAAGAGUUCUCCUAUAGUGCAAAUGAAACCCUACGACUUAACUUAUCCAUAAGAACAGAUAAGGUCAAGAUUGACAGCAAACUGAUGGUGACUCUGUACAACUGCUCUUAUGGACGAAGCGACUGCAGUUUAUGCCUCGCGGCCCAUCGCGACUAUAAGUGUGUCUGGUGUGAAGAGGAUGGCAAGCCCAGCAAGUGCGUUUAUGAAAAACUGUGUCACGCUCCUCCGACUGACACAUGUCCUCAUCCAGAAAUCACUCGUAUUGAGCCAAAAACUGGACCACUAAGUGGUGGAAUUCUUUUGACCAUAAUGGGAUCUAAUUUGGGAAUAAAAGCAGAAGAUGUAAACAAUAUAACAGUGGCAGACAAGGAAUGUCUUUUCAAAGAGGAAUUCUACUCUGUUUCCACAAGGAUUGUAUGUCAAGUUGGACCAAUGAAUGAACCAAAACAAGGUCAAAUUGAAGUUAACAUCAAUGGAAAAUUAGGUAAAUCGCCAAGUGAAGUGCUGUUUACAUACCAGGAACCUCAUCCUUCUGGAAUAAGACCUGAAAGUGGUCCACAAGCGGGUGGAACCACACUUACCAUCACUGGUACAAACCUGGCCACCGGUUCCAAGAAGGAUGUUCGAGUUUCAGUCGGUAGCCAGCCUUGCAAUGUCACUGAAUUUGGAGACGAGAUUGUUUGUAUUACAGGACCUAAUAGCAAGGUUGAAGGUGUUGAAGUCACAAUGGACUAUGGGGGCAUGCCAAUUAAUGUACCAGGGCUGUUUUCAUACAGUGAGAACCCUACUGUCACCAAGUUCCUGCCAGUAAAUAGCUUUAGCAGUGGAGGGAGAAAUAUUACAGUAACUGGAACCGGGUUUGAGCUGAUCCAGAGUUUCUCGUUGGCUGUAUAUGCAGAACGUCCAGAAGCAGGGAAACUGAAUCUCAAAAGGUUUGAUGGAAAGCUUGUUACAAGACUCAAUGAAACCACGGUGAUUUUUUCUUCCCCACCAAUACUGGAGGACCCAGAAAACUAUAACAUUACUACUAUUAUUCUAAUGGAUCAUUAUCAUUUGGUUGUAAAAAAUGAGAGCCACUCCUUUGCCUAUGUUGCAGACCCAACAUUUGAAAACUUCACAGAUGGCAUCAAAAAACAAGUCAACAAACUUAUUAAUGCAAAGGGCAGUAACCUGAACAAAGCCAUGACGAUAGACGAGGCCCAGGCUUUUGUGGGUGACGAGCCUUGCAACAUAAAAACACUAACUGAAACAGACUUAUAUUGUGAGCCACCGGAAGUACAGCCUCAACCAAAGAAACGGCAGAAGAGAGAUACCAUCAAUAACCUUCCUGAAUUCAUUGUGAAAUUUGGACUCCGGGAAUGGAUCCUCGGAAGGGUGGAAUAUGAUACACGUGUGAGUGACAUCCCACUGAAUCUUAUUUUGCCACUGGUACUUAUUCCUAUGAUAGCAAUCAUCGUAAUUUCUAUCAUCUGUUACAGACGCAAGAGCCAACAAGCAGAACGAGAGUAUGAAAAAAUUAAAUCACAACUUGAAGGCCUGGAGGAGAGUGUCAGAGACCGGUGCAAGAAGGAAUUCACAGAUCUAAUGAUAGAGAUGGAAGAUCAGACAAAUGACAUCAAUGAAGCUGGAAUUCCAGUACUGGACUACAAAACCUACACGGACAGAGUCUUCUUCUUGCCCUCCAAAGACGGAGAGAAAGACGUGAUGAUUACGGGGAAGCUGGAUAUUCCUGAGGCCAGGAGGCAGACUGUGGAGCAGGCUUUGAACCAGUUCUCCAACCUCCUAAAUAGCAAAUCAUUUCUCAUUAAUUUUAUUCACACACUGGAAAACCAAAGGGAGUUCUCUGCUCGAGCUAAAGUGUACUUUGCAUCUUUACUGACAGUUGCUUUACAUGGAAAAUUAGAAUACUAUACUGACAUCAUGAGGACGCUGUUCUUGGAACUGAUGGAGCAGUAUGUUGUGGCCAAAAACCCAAAGCUGAUGCUAAGAAGAUCUGAAACGGUUGUUGAGAGAAUGUUGUCUAACUGGAUGUCUAUUUGUUUAUAUCAGUACCUCAAGGACAAUGCAGGGGAGCCUCUUUAUAAAUUGUUCAAGGCUAUCAAACACCAGGUAGAAAAAGGCCCAGUGGAUGCUGUACUAAAGAAAGCCAAAUAUACAUUGAAUGACACGGGCUUACUGGGAGAUGAUGUAGAGUAUACGCAGUUGACAGUAAAUGUAUAUGUACAAGAUGGAGGAACCGAUUCCAUACCUGUGAAAGUGCUGAACUGUGAUACUAUAUCACAAGUAAAGGAAAAGAUAAUAGACCAAGUCUAUCGAAAUCUGCCAUGUUCUCAGUGGCCAAAAGCUGAGAGUGUAGUUCUUGAGUGGCGUCCAGGUUCUACUGCACAGAUCCUCUCAGACUUGGAUUUAACAUCCCAAAGAGAUGGCAGAUGGAAACGUAUCAACACACUAAUGCAUUAUAAUGUCCGAGAUGGUGCCACGCUCAUCUUAUCAAAAAUGGGAAUUUCCCAGCAGCCAGAGGAUAAUCAGCAAGAUGUCCCAGGGGAAAGGCAUGCACUCCUGGAAGAUGAAAAUAAGGUCUGGCAUCUAGUCCGGCCAGUAGAUGAAAUAGAUGAAGGUAAAUCGAAGCGGGGCAGUGUGAAAGAAAAAGAGAGGACCAAAGCUAUUACAGAAAUCUACCUGACCAGACUUCUUUCUGUGAAGGGGACACUUCAGCAGUUUGUAGAUAACUUCUUUCAUAGUGUGCUCAACUCGAACCAUGUGGUGCCACCAGCUGUGAAAUACUUCUUUGACUUUCUUGAUGAGCAAGCAGAAAAACAUGAUAUCAAGGAUGAAGAUACCAUUCACAUCUGGAAAACAAACAGCCUGCCUCUUAGAUUCUGGGUAAACAUACUGAAAAAUCCCCAUUUCAUCUUUGAUGUUCAUGUUCAUGAAGUAGUGGAUGCUUCCUUGUCAGUCAUUGCACAGACUUUCAUGGAUGCUUGCACAAGAACAGAGCACAAAUUAAGCAGAGAUUCUCCGAGUAAUAAAUUACUUUACGCGAAAGAAAUCUCUAACUAUAAGAAAAUGGUGGAAGAUUACUACAAAGGUAUUCGUCAGAUGGUGCCAGUUAGUGACCAGGACAUGAAUACCCAUCUAGCAGAGAUUUCUAGGGCACAUACCGAUUCCUUAAAUACGCUUGUGGCUCUGCACCAACUCUACCAGUACACUAACAAAUACUAUGAUGAGAUUAUAAAUGCACUUGAAGAGGAUCCAGCUGCACAAAAAAUGCAGCUUGCCUUCCGUUUACAGCAAAUAGCAGCUGCAUUAGAGAAUAAAGUGACUGACCUUUGACUCAAAAGCCGCAAUAAAGAAAUCUGAUCUGAAGAUGUUCAAAUUCAUUCUUCCUGUUAAGGAAAUAGUGUUCUAUUUUUUAAUGUAUAAUUACAACUUUAAAUGAAAGAUUUCAUGUUUUUUUGAUAGCAGAGGUGUAAUGUAAAAAAUUUUUACUGUAAAUUAUGCUUCUAAUUAAAAGCUGUGUUGU